Molecule: messenger RNA, 3445 nt
Organism: Neopelma chrysocephalum (saffron-crested tyrant-manakin)
Lineage: Eukaryota; Metazoa; Chordata; Aves; Passeriformes; Pipridae
Gene: MCM8
Product: minichromosome maintenance 8 homologous recombination repair factor
Exons: 19
Coding region: 298-2778 (826 amino acids)
Biological process (GO): double-strand break repair via homologous recombination
Cellular component (GO): MCM complex; nucleus
Molecular function (GO): single-stranded DNA binding; ATP binding; single-stranded DNA helicase activity
Source: RefSeq, a predicted model, not a curated record
GCCGCCGCCGCUCGGGCCCGCUCUGGGCUUGGCGCCUGCGCAGUCAGGAGCGCGGGCAGAGGCGGGGAGGGGAGGGGCCGCUGAGGGCUUCGCUUCCCGCUCCUGCCCUGCCCGGUGGUAUCAUAUCUUUAUCCUAUCCUAUCUUAUCCUAUCCUAUCCUGAGAGCGGGAAGUGCCCGCGGAGCCCCGAGCUCAUGCUAAGCGCUGGCCGCUGCUGCGGGAGGUCGUGCUGUUGUUUCGUCCCCUCAGCCGGGGCUCCUCUGUGCCUUCCUGUGUUUGUUGGCGCCGGCGGAGAGAGAUGAGCAGGGAUCCCCGGGGCCGGGGGUGCGCCCGGGGCAGAGGCUUUCAGGGGUGGCGAGGAGGAUGGCGAGGAGGAUGGCGAGGAGGAUGGCGAGGCAGGGGACAGAAGGGAGAGAGCAAAAGGAUUCCCGAACCUGCAAAAUCUCGACUAGUCCAGUCAACGCUGGACCAGUUUAUUCCCUACAAGGGCUGGAAACUUUAUUUCUCUGAAGCUUAUAGUGACAAGUCUCCUUUUGUCCAGAAGACUCAAGCCUUUGAAAAGUUUUUCAUGCAACGCAUUGAGCUUUAUGACAAGGAUGAAAUAGAAAGAAAAGGAAGUAUUCUUGUGGAUUAUAAGGAACUAAUACAAGACAGAGAAUUGACUAAAUCAAUACCAAAUAUAUCUACAGAAUUAAGGGAUAUGCCUGAGAAAAUACUGCAGAGUAUGGGUCUGGCAAUUCACCAGGUGCUGACCAAGGACCUGGAAAGGCACGCUGCAGAGCUGCAGGUGCAGGAAGGAUUACCACUUGAGGGAGAACCUAUAAUAAAUGUGCCUCUCAUUCAUGCCAGGGUGUACAACUAUGACCCACUAACUCAGCUGAAGAACGUCCGGGCCAACUGCUACGGCAAAUACAUCGCCCUGCGCGGCACCGUUGUGCGUGUCAGCAACAUAAAGCCUCUGUGCACCAAGCUGGCUUUUGUGUGUGCCACAUGUGGAGAUGUUCAGAGUGUUCCUCUCCCUGAUGGAAAGUACACCCUUCCAACUAAGUGCCUUGUUCCUGAGUGCCGUGGCCGAUCCUUCACAGCUGACAGGAGCUCUCCUUUAACCACUACAGUGGACUGGCAGUCUGUUAAGGUGCAGGAGCUCAUGGCAGAUGAUCAGCGGGAAGCAGGACGGAUCCCUCGCACAAUCGAGUGUGAACUGGUUCAAGAUCUUGUGGACAGCUGUGUCCCAGGAGAUAUGGUCACGAUCACAGGGAUAGUAAAGGUGUCAAGCACUGAGGAAGGAGCUUCUAAAAAUAAGAAUGACAAGUGUAUGUUCUUGUUGUACAUUGAGGCAAAUUCUGUCAGCAACAGUAAAGGACAAAAACUAAAGAAUUUUGAUGAUGAGACUUUUCAAAGAUCAUUCAUGGAGUUUUCACUUAAAGACCUCUAUGCUGUCCAAGAAAUUCAAGCUGAGGAAAAUCUCUUCAGGCUCAUCGUAAACUCUCUUUGUCCUGCAAUCUAUGGCCACGAGAUUGUAAAGGCAGGUUUGGCCCUGGCGUUAUUUGGAGGAUGUCAGAAGUUUGUGGAUGACAAGAACAGAAUCCCAGUGCGAGGAGAUCCACAUGUUCUGGUUGUUGGAGAUCCAGGAUUAGGAAAGAGUCAAAUGUUGCAAGCAGUAUGUAAUGUUGCUCCUCGAGGUGUGUAUGUUUGUGGUAAUACUUCCACCAGCUCUGGCCUGACUGUUACACUGUCUAGAGAUGGCACUUCCGGAGAUUUUGCCUUGGAAGCUGGUGCUUUAGUGCUUGGAGAUCAAGGAAUUUGUGGAAUAGAUGAAUUCGAUAAGAUGGGAAACCAGCAUCAGGCUUUGUUGGAAGCCAUGGAACAGCAAAGCAUCAGCCUUGCCAAGGCUGGCAUUGUUUGCAGUUUGCCAGCUCGGACAUCCAUUGUUGCUGCAGCCAACCCAGUUGGAGGACAUUAUAACAAAGCCAAAACAGUGUCUGAGAACUUAAAAAUGGGGAGUGCUUUACUGUCAAGAUUUGAUCUGGUUUUCAUUCUGCUGGACACCCCCAAUGAAGACCACGACCACCUGCUGUCUGAGCAUGUGAUGGCGAUCCGGGCAGGGAAGCAGGCAGGGAGCAGCAGCGCCGUUGUGACCCGGACCAGCUCCCAGGACCGCUCUGUCCUUCAGGCUGUGUCUGACAGACCACUGCUUGAAAGGCUAAAGAUCUCAACAGGAGAAAACUUUGAUGCCAUUCCACAUCAGCUGCUGAGGAAAUAUGUGGGAUAUGCCCGGCAGUACGUUCAUCCAAAUUUAUCUCCAGAGGCUGCGCAGGUCCUCCAGGAAUUCUACCUUGAGCUCCGGAAGCAGAACCAGGGAGCAGACAGUACCCCCAUCACCACGAGGCAGCUGGAGUCGCUGAUUCGACUCACAGAGGCACGAUCAAGGCUGGAAUUAAGAGAGAAAUGUACCAAGGAAGAUGCUGAGGAUGUAAUAGAAAUAAUGAAAUACAGCAUGCUGGGAACCUACUCCGAUGAGUUUGGAAAGCUGGACUUUGAGCGUUCCCAGCACGGGUCUGGGAUGAGCAAUCGGUCUCAAGCAAAAAGAUUUAUUUCUGCCCUGAACAGCAUCGCAGAAAGAACCUACAACAACCUCUUCGACCUGCAGCAGCUUCGGCAGAUUGCAAAGGAGCUACAGAUACGGGUAUCUGAUUUUGAAAGCUUUAUUGGAUCCCUGAAUGACCAGGGUUAUCUUUUGAAAAAAGGUUCAAGAGUUUAUCAGCUUCAGACAAUGUGAAAAGAGUCACUGUGAUGAACUUCCCUGGGACAUGAUGGAUACACUGGACUGAUGGACCUGCAGCAGUGAGACACUGAACUGAACUGCAGCCUGGCACUGCUGGCACUGGGGCUGACUGAGGCUGAGAUUUCCCUACAGGAACUGAAGUGCCCCCAGGCUUGUUUUAAAGCUGCUCAGGACAAACUGACACAUGGUAUUGCUGCCUGACUCAUCCUGUAGGGUCUGCUUACCCAAAAGGGACUGUGUAGGACUAGAAUGCACCUCAUCAUCCUUGAGGAGUGGGAAGUGUGGGUUUACAUUGACAUUAUUACAGUGCCAGGACAGAGUUUACUUCUAAACCCAGAAAUCUUUCAUGAUGGUGUGAGAUGAUGGUGUGAGAUGUAUUUUCAGCACUGUAGUUCAUUAGGGGAAUUUAAAGUGUUGAAAUGUUUCAAAAAAGUUGGGAACCUUCAUGUUGAGACAACACUGUUUUUACAGCUAUUACCAAAUGGCACCUUUUUGAAACUGACUUCAUUUGCUGCUUUGAAGUUUGAUAUUUAUUGGUCUUUGAAGCCAAGAUUUAAUUUGAAAUGCAAGUCUGAUUGAAGAAAAUAUCCUUAUUACGGUAUUUAUUAUGUAAAACAGGAACUGGAUUUUGACUUUCACUAAACUUUAUAUAUGAGAAAUA